AUGCGUUCUGCUACGACGUGUCUGAAAGGCCUGCGGGCCUACUCGAAAUACGGCUCGAACCACGCCGCCCUCUUUGCACGGGCUUUCUCGGCGACAGCCCGGCGUCCCCGGAUCGACAAGGUGCUGCCGUCAGCGACGGAGGCCAUCAAGGACAUGAAGCCGAACAGCAUCGUGCUUGUGGGCGGGUUUGGGCUGGCGGGCGUGCCAGACACGCUGAUCAAAGCGGUGCUGGAGAAGUCGGACAUCAAGGGCCUGACGGCAGUGUCGAACAACGCAGGCACAGACAACCACGGUCUCGGCAAGCUGCUGCAAUCGAAGCAGGUGUCCAAGAUGAUUGCAUCGUACAUUGGCGAGAACAAGACGCUGGAGCAGAUGUACCUCACGGGCGAGAUAGAGCUGGAGCUGACGCCACAGGGCACGUUGGCAGAACGCUGCGCGGCCGGCGGACGGGGCAUUCCGGCCUUCUUCACGCCAGCAGCUCUGGGCACGGUGGUGCAGACGGGCGAGCUGCCGCUGCGCAACAACCCAGACGGCACGCCGCUGCAGUUCUCGAAACCCAAGGACGUGCGCGUGUUCAACGGCAAGCCGUACCUGCUGGAGGAGAGCAUCGCGGCAGACUACGCGUUUGUCAAGGCAUACAAGGCGGAUCGGCUGGGCAACUGCCAGUUCCGGCUGGCGGCACACAACUUCAACGGGGCGAUGGGCCGCAAUGCCAAGAUGACGAUCGUGGAGGCCGAGCACAUUGUGGAGCCGGGCGAGAUCCCGGCAGAGGCAGUGCACCUACCGGGCAUCUACGUGAAGCGGGUGGUGCAGAGCACGGCGACUAAGGAGAUUGAGAAGCACGUGUUCACGCUCAGCCCGGAGGAAGAGGCCGCAGAGCUGCAGAAGGCGCUGGGCACGGGGGCGACGGCAGAGAAGCGCAACCGGAUCGUGCGGCGGGCAGCAAAGGAGUUCAAGAACGGCAUGUACGCGAACCUGGGCAUCGGGAUGCCGAUGCUGGCGCCCAAGUUUGUCGGGCCCGAGAUCGAGGUGCAGCUGCAGAGCGAGAACGGCAUCCUAGGACUGGGGCCGUACCCGCGACGCGGCGAAGAGGACGCGGACCUGAUCAAUGCCGGCAAGGAGACGGUGACGCUCAAGGACGGCGCCUGCGUCUUUGGCAGCGAGGAGAGCUUUGGCAUGAUCCGCAGCGGUCGCAUCGACCUGACCAUCCUGGGCGGCAUGCAGGUCAGUGCCUCGGGCGACCUGGCCAACUGGAUGCUGCCCGGCAAGGUCAAGGGCUUUGGCGGCGCCAUGGAUCUGGUCAGCAACCCGUCCAACACCAAGGUCGUCGUUACUAUGGAGCAUACCGAUCGCAAGGGCAACCCGAAGCUGGUCAACCAGUGUGCCUUUCCGCUGACCGGCAAGGGCUGCGUGUCCAUGGUCAUCACAGAGCUGGGCGUCUUCAACAUCGAUGCCAAGACUGGCCUCACCCUUAGCGAGAUUGCCGACGGUGUGACUGUCGAGGAGAUCCGCAGCAAGACGGGCGCGCCAUUCCACGUGGCCGAGGACUUGAAGCCGAUGCUACACACAGACUUGGGCUGGGACCUACGAGGUCAAGACUGGACGCCCUUGACACGGUUCCCACGGCCGUCCCGCGGCCCCAGAUCGCUGGCCGUGAUGGCACUGGAACAUGUGGCCCACGGCAUCGGUCAGCUGGGCUCUGGACACGUGGGCGGUCUCUCUGUGCAGUCGGCUGACAGGCUGCGCAUGCUGUUGUCCAGCCGCGGCGAAUUGUCUCUCCAUGCGUGGAAAUUGCUGUUGCGCCAUCUGCCAGAUCCGGCGUAUCACGAGGAUGAGCUGGAUUCUGUCCGCUGGCGGUACUGUCUUGUCUGUCCUCGGCCGCAGAGCCAGCUGUGUGUCUUCACGCGUCCGCUCGGCGCGCCCGCGGUCGAGUUUAUCGCCCACCUACGCAUCACGACGUCGUCCGACAACGCUCUCUUUGGCACUCACGAGCUACUUGCUCUGGCCGCGCUGCCGAACCUCGGCGUGCUCGAGAUUCUUGACAGCAGCAGCAGCAGCAGCAGCAGCAGCAGCAGCAGCAAUAUCGGCACGCACGAAGUCUCCGACCGUCUCAUCAAGGGCUGGAGCCUGUGUCCGGACCCGUUCCCCGCGCUUUGUGUCCUUAGGCUCUGGGGCUGCUACGACACGCUGACGCCGGCAUGCCUGUCGUCUGCGACCUGCCUGCCGGUCCUCGCUGUCCUGGACCUGUCCGUUGGCAACUACCAUACGGCAGGCUGGCGCGACGGGUCAGAGCCCGCGGCUGCAGCGUUCGGCUGGAGGUGUUCUGCGCCGUCCUGCCAACGCGGGCUGCCGGGGGAUGACAGCCUUGUGCGCAUGCUGCACGCUACUCUAGGCACGUCGGACGACAGCCUGGACAGAGAUGCUGGAUCCCGAGGACGAGGCGGCGAGCGGGACGAUCAACUAGCCGACAUGACCUCUGCAUGGGCUUUCGAGCUUUACUCGUUUUUACGGGCGCAGGGCUACUCGCUCGACCAGGCGACAUUCCCGACCGUCCGGCCGUUUGCCACGCUGAGCCUCGGCCAGGACCGGACAACGAGACCGGGACCGGCUGAUGAACGCCUGCUCUUCGUGCGCACACCCGCAUCGAUCCGGGCUCACACGGCACAGGCAGAGAUGCAGCGAAAAACCGACGCCACAUCGUCUAGGCAAGCUACGAGAAAACGGCCGAACAAUACCCAGCAACCGCGGCUGAGAGCCAAGAAGAGCAGGGGCGCCAACGUACGCGACAUGCUUGCAUCCCUGAGCGGGGGGGUAGACAGCUGCAAGAACAAGUCACGAAUGGAUGUAUCAACAAUUCAAAUUUCUCUAGGCGCCACUCCAGACAAAAGUCCGUAA
Grosmannia clavigera kw1407 is the source of this 2895-nucleotide messenger RNA. Its product is annotated as succinyl-3-ketoacid-coenzyme a transferase. Gene Ontology annotation, molecular function: succinyl-CoA:3-oxo-acid CoA-transferase activity. The record is from RefSeq and is a predicted model, not a curated record. The transcript has 5 exons. Bases 1 to 2895 code for a protein of 964 amino acids. Lineage: Eukaryota; Fungi; Ascomycota; Sordariomycetes; Ophiostomatales; Ophiostomataceae.